Molecule: messenger RNA, 998 nt
Organism: Phodopus roborovskii (desert hamster)
Lineage: Eukaryota; Metazoa; Chordata; Mammalia; Rodentia; Cricetidae
Gene: Trpt1
Product: tRNA phosphotransferase 1
Exons: 7
Coding region: 181-972 (263 amino acids)
Biological process (GO): tRNA splicing, via endonucleolytic cleavage and ligation
Molecular function (GO): tRNA 2'-phosphotransferase activity
Source: RefSeq, a predicted model, not a curated record
UUGGUGUCUACUCUCACUCCAUCCACAAGACCUGGGCAGCAGCAAAUCCGCAAUCCGAUUCCGGAGAGCGGGGUCCCAUCGGAUCCCUUGGACCUCGUGGCUGUCAGUGUGACCCUGGGCAAGACUCACCAGCUGGGGAAUGAACAGUGCGAUUCUCCCAUCCUGAGCCUUUGUGACUCUAUGGGCAGAGUGGCCACACGUCCCUGUUCCCUACAGGUCUUGGCAAUGAACGCCCCUGGAGGAAGGAGGCAGGAAGGUAGAAGGGCCCAUAGACCCCGGGAACAGGACCGAGAUGUGCAGCUGUCUAAGGCUCUGUCCUAUGCCCUACGCCAUGGAGCCUUGAAGCUGGGACUUCCCAUGCGAGCUGAUGGCUUUGUGCCCCUGCGAGCCCUCCUGCAGCUGCCUCAGUUCCACAGCUUCUCAAUGGAGGAUGUGCAGCACGUGGUGGACACCAAUGGAAAGCAGCGGUUUGCCCUACAGCCAGGCGAGCCCAGCACUGGCCCUCUUAUCAGGGCCAAUCAGGGCCACUCCCUACAAGUACCUGAGUUGGAGCUGAUGCCCCUGGAGACACCACAAGCCCUGCCUUUGAUGCUAGCCCAUGGUACAUUCUGGAAGCAUUGGCCAUCUAUUCUACUGAAGGGCUUGUCAUGCCAAGGAAGGGCACAUAUCCACUUGGCCUCAGGAUUACCUGGGGACCCUGGUGUCAUCAGUGGCAUGCGCCCAAAUUGUGAAGUAGUGAUAUUCAUCGAUGGACCCCUAGCCCUGGCAGAUGGAAUCCUCUUCUUCCGCUCUGCCAAUGGGGUGAUCCUGACACCAGGGAAUGCUGAAGGCUUCCUACUUCCUAAGUACUUCAAGGAGGCCCUGCAACUACGACCUACCCGAAAGCUUCUCUCCUUGGCUGGUGAUAAAGAGACGGAGUAUCAGAGUGGCCCCAAGCACAGCUCCAGAGGAGGGAGAAAGGUCCAACAAUAAAAUAUUUAUUUAUUAAAAAUCUGAAA